Messenger RNA from Copidosoma floridanum, 1912 nucleotides. RefSeq lists its product as uncharacterized. The record is from RefSeq and is a predicted model, not a curated record. Gene Ontology annotation, molecular function: DNA-binding transcription factor activity; cis-regulatory region sequence-specific DNA binding. Gene Ontology annotation, biological process: regulation of DNA-templated transcription. Gene Ontology annotation, cellular component: nucleus. Lineage: Eukaryota; Metazoa; Arthropoda; Insecta; Hymenoptera; Encyrtidae.
AUGAUCGGUCCAUCGUCGUCGGGCUCGAGCUCCACCGGUGGCCAGCAUCCCCGGCAUCGAGCCCUCCUCGACGAGCUCGACAUCGAGAGUAUCUGCGACGAGGUGUGCGGACACCACCAUCACAACCAACAGAGAUCCCAGACCACCAGCACCGCGGCUCCCAACAAACGGCCCCGGUUGCUCCCCGAUUUCCAAUUGCUCGAUCAUCACGAGGUGCUCGGGCUACCCUGCGCCGACGAGGUUUUCGCCCCUUACUUCGACUCCCCGGAGUUGCACCACCAGGAACAACUCCAACAGAUCCUUGGGGAGUACUCCGAGGCUCCUGUGGCCAAGUUGGAGGUCCUCGUUGUCGAUGGCACCUGGGAUGACGCGCUCGACAGCUUCGAGGCCGUUCCGGCGCCAACGCAGCUCUGCAGCACCGGCGCACCGACGGACCCGAGCUUGCAAGCUCCCCAGCACCACGAAGCCGGUAUUCCCAGCCUCGAGGCCGUGAGCUACGGUAUCGAGCACAGCACCACGGACUACUGGGGCGAGAAUCAGCCACCGGUGGCCCAUCAUCACCACCAGCAGAGCGGGACCAGCCUGCUCCGGCAGCAUCGCCACGUCAUGCCUAAAUUGCACCAAAAUCAUCAUAAUCAUCACCACCACCCAAGCCCGGACGCUGGAAAGAAUCACCGGGGUAACAGUAGUGGUGGUGGUGGUGGUGGUGGCUUCGUGGCUACGGCGACGCAGCUCAACUCGUACGAGGACCAGGAGAACGGCAAUCUCUCGUGGCUCCUGGACUUUAAGCUCGACUCGUUCAUCGAGGCACCCGAGGACAAGUCGACUGUUUCGCUCACCAGGGACUUUCAGGGCGCCAACAGAACAAAAUUCAACGGCAAACCAGGAGCCCCGGAGCCGGCGGUGGUGCAAAAAUCGUGCAACAAUAACGAGGCGGUGUCGACGGCGACGACGACGACGACAGUGUGCGAUGGGGCGCACCCGCCUAGUGUGCCGUGUCCCGGUGGUGCGACGGCGGACCACAGGAACCUUCCGGCCACGGGUCCGAAGAAGCCGCCCUUCACCUACACCGAGCUGAUAGAGCACGCGCUGCAGGAGCGCGGUGAACUCACCGUGUCGGCCAUCUACCAGUGGAUCUCAGAACGCUUUCCAUACUACAAAAGCAACGACGACCGAUGGAAGAACUCGGUGCGGCACAAUUUGUCGAUAAAUCCCCACUUCCGCAAAGGCUCGAAGGCACCGCACGGCGCGGGCCAUUUGUGGGCGAUAGCCAGCCAGGACGAGUCCAAGCCUCGUCAGUUGUUCAGCAUCGCCGCCAUCAGACAGGCAUUGAGGAACGAGGAAGCGGCCGCUGCCGCGGCCAAGGCCAACAAGCCAGAGCCAAUAGACGAGGUGGCCGCAGCGACGGCCAGCAUAAGCCAGCCCGUCGAGGAAGACCCGGAGGAGGAGGAGAACGACCUUGUGGACGCGAUAACUCUUGAGCAUUGCGCCGAGCAGAUUCUCAGUGGCAUCAAGAAGGAAGUCGAGGUGCAGUACCUCGUGCCGAUGAUGGUCUCGAGUAACGGGGACCUUCUGCACAAUCAGCAAUCGUCCGGCCAAGCUGGGCCGACGCACCACCUCACGCAACUCGUGGACUCGCUCUGCCCCAUCAAGGAGACGGACUUCUUGAACCCCGUGUCGAAGGAAGUGGUGGCCGAGGAGUGCGGCCUCCUGGGUGAAGGCUACCUGGUCACAGACUUGAACCCGACAUCUCUUGGACUCAACAUGGCCGAGUCGGAGGUCGUCAGCUCGGACAAUCUCUUCGGCGAGGAGCUGAGUUUUCAGUUCUACGAGUUCGCCACGGCAGCCUCGUCCCAACUCCAGUCCGCCUGACGGCAUCGCAAGUCACCCUCCGAAUCGUCAUCGUCCUCCU